AUGGAAGGACAUCAUGAACAACUAGGGUUUCCGUGCAAAUCAUGCCGUCGACCGGAUUCGUCAAGUGCUCAUAUGAUCGUCUGCGAUCAAUGCCGUUUGUGGGAGCACUUCGACUGUGCCGGCGUGGACAGAUCCAUGCAGAGUCGUCCGUUCGUUUGCCAGCAGUGCAGAAGCCAGGAACCAGCCGGUUCCUCUGUUUCCUCCCGGCUGCGGUCUAAAACGACACGUAUUCCAACCGGUAAGGCGUCGGAAGGUAAUCUCAGCUCGAAAAUGGGUAGUAAAAAGUCGUCAAUUGCCUCGAGUAGUCGGUCGUCAAUUGUCAAAGCGCGGUUGGAGUUGAUCGAAGAGGAAGCCCGAGUGAAGCAAAUGGAACUCGCAGAGGAAGAGGAACUAAAGAAUUUGGAGCACGAAGAAGCGCAGCGUCAGCUGGAAGAAAGGAAAAAACAGCUUGUGGAGCAGAGAAAACUGGCGGAAGAAGAAUCGAGUUUGCGACAGCGAAAACUGGAAUCGGAAAAGUCACGUCUUCUUAAGCAACAGUCGAUCCGCAGAGAGUCGCUCGAGAAGAAAAAUGAGCUCGUGUUACAGAUCUCCGAACGUGGCAGCGUGGUAGAAUCCAUGUCGGACUCCCGAGAAAAGGUCUCAGAGUGGUUGGCGACAAACUCAUCGCACGGGAUGACAGGUGGGGAAAACUUGGGUAAACUCAGCGAUACUCGAACUAAACUGGUUCACCUGGCCCCAAUGAACGUUCCGACACUUACCAUCGAAGAACCAAUCGGCAGCACAGGCGUUUUGAAGCUACCAACACUGGAACCACAGGAGCAAUCUGCGAGAAGUUCCCAUUGUUUCGUCCCUCCUCUUGGAUCGGCUGGCGUUCCUAAACCAAAUAUUUCUCUAUCGAGUCGUGCCGCCUGUUUCCGGGAAGCUCGUUCAUCUACUAUUCGAGAACCUUUUCAGCAAUAUGUAUCUUCCUCGAGACCUUUCAGGUCGCUUCCCGCGAUUACCUAUUCUUGCACACCCCCAGAGGACGUUUCCCAUGAAUUACAUCAUCCACGGCCUGCUGUGACCGGAGGACCAUCUUGGAUCACCCCUAAUCGGUACAACGCCUUGCCGAAUCUGCAACCAAUACCACAUCAUUCGCUGGACCCGCAAUACGCUUCCCGGGAAUCCCUACUGGAACCUGUUUAUCGAUCAAAUGGUCCAAGCAGAGAUUCUACAAUGAUUCGUCCACAUCCAUCGCCAGCAGAAAGUCGUGUAACGCAGCAUGACCUCCCAGGUGUUCUCAGUCCGCAGCAAAUAGCGGCAAGGCAAGUUGUCGGGAAAGAUCUACCAUCGUUUAGUGGAAACCCGGCCGACUGGCCACUCUUUAUAAGCAGUUUUGAGCAGUCUACGGUAUCUUGCGGAUACUCUACUGCUGAAAAUCUGGUUCGUCUUCAGCGGUGCCUCACCGGACAUGCCAGAGACGCGGUGCGUAGUAGACUUCUUCUCCCGGGAAAUGUACCACAUGUUAUCAGUACACUUCGCACGCUUUACGGUCGCCCCGAGCUUUUAAUUCGGUCGUUACAUGAGAAAAUUCGUCGAACUCCGGGACCUAGGCACGACCGCCCGGAGUCAAUAUUGGAGUUUGGUUUGGCGGUACAGAAUUUCGUCGACCAUCUUCAGGCAGCGGAUCAGGAGGAGCAUUUGGCCAACCCGAUGCUCAUGCAAGAGCUAGUCGAAAAGCUUCCGGGACCCAUGCGGAUGGAUUGGGCCACUUUCAAAGGUCAACAUCGGCGUGCAACUGUUUCAACGUUCGGCGACUUUAUGGCCAGGCUGGUAACUGCGGCUAGUGAAGUGAGCUUCGACCUUCCGGGCCUAUCAAAGGGCUUGAGCACCGAAAAUCAACAGAGACCGAAAGAAAAGGUGAGGAUACAGACUCAUGUGAGCGAUGCAGCCGUAACUCCUAGGUCUGCGGUAGUAAACAAUCGUAAGCCGCCAAAACCGUGUGCAGCCUGCGAACACGAGGGCCAUAGAGUGGCCGAUUGUUCCAUGUUCAAGCAACUCACUCUGGGCGAGCGGUUGCAAAAGGUGCAGGAUAUGGGCUUGUGUCGAACUUGCCUAAACAAUCAUGGAAAAUGGCCAUGUAAGUCAUGGCAAGGAUGCGGAAUCGAGGGGUGUAGACUCAGACAUCAUACCCUUCUCCAUAGCACUUCUGCUCCCACUACAUCGACGCAUUCGGUGAAUGUAUCAGCGAACGAACGUGCAUCGAAUGACGGCUAUACUCUAUUCCGAGUUCUUCCCGUCGUACUCUACGGGAAUGGCAAAAGUCUAACGGUUUUCGCCUUCAUCGAUGAGGGCUCACAGAUUACGAUGCUGGAAGAAAGAAUUGCCAGAGAGCUCGGCGUAUCUGGCCCCCGAAAACCGCUCACUCUUCAAUGGACGGGGAACGUAAACCGCAACGAACUGAAUUCGGAGGAGAUCAGCAUAGAAAUAGCUGGGAAAAACAGUAAGAAUCACUUCGAGCUGCGAAAUGCGCGAACAGUAAGCUGUCUGCUGCUACCAGCCCAGCGGCUAAAUUACAAGGAAAUGGCCGCAUGUUUCCCACACCUCAAAGGGCUUCCUGUUGAGGACUACGAUCAAGUACGACCGAAAUUGCUGAUCGGACUUGACAAUCUACGGCUCGGAGUACCGCUAAGGAUUCGCGAAGGCGGACCGUUCGAUCCCAUAGCCGCAAAAUGCCGCUUAGGAUGGAGCGUAUACGGUCGUGCCUCUGCAACACCUAUUCCGAGAGCGAUCGUCAACUUCCACGCGGCUGCGGCAGCGUCUUCUGACUGCCUCCUAAACGAGCAACUGCGAGAUUACUUCACAUUAGAAGAUCUAGGAGCGACGUCUCCGAACGAAAAGUUGGAGUCAGAAGAAGAACAGAGAGCAAGGCAGCUUCUCGAGGGAACUACACGUCGUACGACGAUUGGAUUUGAGACCGGUCUUCUGUGGAAGGUCGACGAUCCGGUAUUCCCGAAUACGUAUCCCAUGGCCGUUCGGAGAAUGAAGGCAUUAGAGAAAAAGUUCCGACAAGAUCCAGCGAUGAUACAGCGAAUAAGUGAACAGCUGCUCGACUUCGAAAGAAAAGGCUACAUACGUAAAGUCGACAAAACAGAGGCAGCUACAAUCGAUCCUCAAAAAACUUGGUUCCUACCUUUGGGAAUCGUUAUCAACCCGAAAAAACCUGGUAAAAUUCGGGUGAUUUGGGACGCGGCUGCCAAGGUGGACGGAGUUUCGUUCAAUUCUUAUUUACUAAAAGGUCCUGAUCUACUUAUUCCUCUGCCGAAAGUUCUUAGUGGAUUCCGGCUGUUUCCGGUGGCCGUUUCCGGAGAUAUACGCGAGAUGUUCCUUCAAAUCAAAUUGCAAGCGAAGGAUAGGAACGCCCAGAUGUUUUUAUUCCGCCAUAAUCCUGAAGAGCCUGUACAAAUCUACGCAGUUGAGGUCACCAUGUUCGGCUCUACUUGCUCACCGUCGUCAGCUCAGUUUGUUAAGAACACGAAUGCCGAGCAAUACGCGUUACACUACCCGAGGGCAGCUGCCGCCAUUAAGGAACAUCAUUAUGUAGACGACUACUUGGAUAGUUUCAGAACUGUCGAAGAGGCGAUCCAGGUGGUGAGUGACGUAAAACUCGUUCACGCUAAAGGUGGUUUCGAGAUUCGGAACUUUCUUUCGAACAAAGACGAAGUUCUGAGACAAACUGGGGAGAUCGAACCAGUUUCGUCAAAGGACUUUGCUCUUACGCGUGCAGAAGCCGUCGAAUCAGUCUUGGGCAUAAAAUGGAUUCCGGUGGACGAUGUCUUCACGUACACGUUCGCGAUGCGUGAUGACAUGCAAUCUAUCCUCCACGACAAUUACAUCCCUACGAAACGAGAGGUCCUGAAAGUCGUCAUGAGUCUCUUCGACCCUUUGGGAUUUGUCUCAUUUUUCCUCGUACACGGAAAGGUGCUGAUGCAGGAUAUUUGGGCUUCAGGGAUCGACUGGGACGAAAAAAUCGGCGAAAAACUCCAAACCCGCUGGCGACAAUGGAUCAGUUGUUUCCCACAAUUGGAUAUCCUGCGUAUUCCUCGCUGCUAUUUUAGCUCUCCCUUUCCGAAAAGCUUCGAUCAGCUGGAGCUUCACGUGCUCGUUGAUGCCAGCGACUCUGCAUACGCCUGUGUAGCUUAUUACCGGCUGGAGACCGAGUACGGCAUUCAGGUAUCGCUCAUCUGUUCCAAGACUAAGGUGGCCCCGCUCAAAGUGCUAUCGAUUCCCCGACUGGAGCUGAAAGCAGCAGUUCUAGGCGUUAGGAUGUUGGAAUCUGUUCAAGGGUACCACACUUACAACAUCAACCGACGAUUCCUGUGGAGUGAUUCAAGCACUGUGCUAGCCUGGAUCCGAUCGGAACACCGCCGUUAUAAUAAAUUUGUAGCAGUUCGUAUCGGUGAGAUUCUCACCGUAACCGACGUAAAGGAGUGGAAGUGGGUCCCUUCCGGGAUGAAUACAGCAGACCUAGCAACCAAGUGGAAAACUGGGCCCAGUUUCUCCAAUACUAGCCCAUGGUUCAGCGGCCCAUCGUUUCUUCAACAGCCGGAAGAAUUCUGGCCACAGCAAACACACCACACGACCACUUGCGAAGAACUUCGACCAAGCCUCUCCCAUGCUGCCAUAUCACCGUUGAUUGACGUCAGCCGCUUUAGUCAAUGGUCCCGACUGCAGCGAUCAAUGUGCUUUGUAUUUCGGUUCAUCGAUAACCUACGCCGUAAGCGACGUGGCUCUGAGCUGCGAUUGGGUGCCUUGCACCGAGAUGAGCUGCAGCAAGCUGAGGAGGCACUGUGGAAGAUUGCGCAAGUUGAAGCAUUCUCGGAGGAAGUCACCAUUCUAGCGGAAACGCAAGGUUCUCCAAAUGCGCGUCAUCGACGGGUCGCACGAUCUAGCCCAAUUUACAAGAAAUGGCCCUUCCUCGACCAGCACGGCGUACUUCGGCUUCGCGGUCGAAUCGGUGCUGCGACUUUCGCCACGACUGAAGCUAAAUACCCCGCUAUUCUUCCAAGACAACACCCUAUAACUUUCUUAAUUACUGACUGGUACCACCGACGUUUCCACCAUGCCAAUCGAGAAACCAUCACCAACGAGAUGCGGCAACGCUUCGAAAUUGCCAAGCUACGCUCCUUGGUGGCAAAGGUGACGAGAGACUGCAUGAUGUGUCGAAUAAAACAGGCCAGGCCUUGUUCCCCUCCUAUGGCACCUCUUCCUACAGCCAGAUUGCAAGCGUUCGUGAGACCCUUCACUUUUGUCGGAGUGGAUUACUUCGGACCGAUAUUGGUCAGAGUGGGAAGGAGCAACGUCAAACGAUGGGUAGCCCUUUUUACUUGUCUAACCGUUCGUGCGGUUCACUUGGAGGUGGUCUACAGUCUUUCCACCGAGUCAUGCAUCAUGGCAGUGCGACGUUUCAUAGCGCGCCGGGGAUCACCGGCAGAAUUCCACUCAGACAACGCGACCUGUUUUCAGGGUGCGAGUAAGGAGUUGCAGAAGGAACUAGAAAAGCGGAACAACGCGCUAGCUACUACUUUUACCACGGCCAAAACACGGUGGUCUUUCAUUCCCCCUUCUGCCCCACAUAUGGGGGGUGCGUGGGAGCGUCUCGUUCGUUCCGUCAAGGUAGCGAUAGGAACCAUAGCGGACUCAGCCCGUAAACCGGAUGAUGAAGUGCUUGAGACAAUCUUACUUGAAGCAGAGGCACUGAUAAACGCUCGACCACUUACGUACAUUCCACUUGAAUCGGCAGACGAGGAAGCCCUCACUCCCAACCAUUUCCUCUUAGGGACUUCCAAUGGAGAUAAGCUGCCUCCAACGGCGCCAGUCGAUUCCCCGGUGGUGCUACGAAGCUGCUGGAGACUCGCGCAAGCGAUCACUCAACGUUUUUGGGAGAGAUGGGUGAAGGAAUAUCUUCCGGUGAUCACUCGUAGGUCGAAGUGGUUUGAAGAGGUUCGGGACAUAGCAGUUGGAGAUUUAGUGUUGGUAGUGGGCGGAACGACAACAGAUCGGUGGACUCGAGGACGUGUAGAAAAGGUUAUUCCUGGACGGGACGGAAGGAUCCGUCAGGCCUUUGUUCGAACAGCAUCUGGUGUAUUACGACGUCCAGCAGUGAAGCUGGCAGUCCUCGACGUGCUAAAGGAAAGUGAACCUAACGCGGAAGUCUUUAAGGAGCCGGAAGUGACUAGGAUUCACGGGAGGGGGGAUGUCACGUCGCCCCCUUGCUACAGCUCAACUGUGGCCGAGUGA
Messenger RNA from Aedes albopictus (Asian tiger mosquito), 6279 nucleotides. RefSeq lists its product as uncharacterized. Gene Ontology annotation, biological process: DNA integration. Gene Ontology annotation, molecular function: nucleic acid binding. The coding region runs from base 1 to 6279 and encodes 2092 amino acids. NCBI's taxonomy places the organism in Eukaryota, Metazoa, Arthropoda, Insecta, Diptera, Culicidae. The record is from RefSeq and is a predicted model, not a curated record. The transcript has a single exon.